Chenopodium quinoa (quinoa) is the source of this 2742-nucleotide messenger RNA. Its product is annotated as putative pentatricopeptide repeat-containing protein At1g12700, mitochondrial. NCBI's taxonomy places the organism in Eukaryota, Viridiplantae, Streptophyta, Magnoliopsida, Caryophyllales, Amaranthaceae. Bases 57 to 1994 code for a protein of 645 amino acids. The record is from RefSeq and is a predicted model, not a curated record. Gene Ontology annotation, molecular function: protein binding. The transcript has 2 exons.
ACUAUACAAGCUUUUCUUCUUCAUACUGUAAUUGUUUCCAGAUUUACAGAGUAUACAUGAAUAUGAUGAGGUCUCGAUCUGUUAAUGUUGCAGAAGCUUUUCUUCGUCCUUGUUUUCAUGGCGCCACUUUAAUCAACCUUCGUCCUCUUCAUUUUCAUGGCAUCUCCUCAAGUAAGUUUCUCCAUUUCUAUACUACUUUCCCUUUUUUCGAUUUCAGUAUUCCCCUCUUCAAUUCGCCCUCUUUUCACCUGUUUCCUUGCCGAUAUUACACCAAUUACGCUACUCAUGACUUUGAUUCUGAUGACGAUGAUCCCAAAUUGUUUCUGAAAUUUGUUAGACAACAAUCCAAAUUAGGGUUUACUAAUGUUGAAAUCUCCCUUUCCCAUUUCCACCAUAUGAUAUCGAUGAGACCUCUUCCAUCUAUCAUUGAUUUCUGUAUGUUAUUGAGUGCCAUGUCCAAGAUUAAACCCAACCCACCUUUCUCCACUGUCAUUUCUCUUUACAGAGACCUCCUUUUCUUAGGUCUUCGUCCAGAUAUUUACUCCCUUACCAUCCUUGCUAAUUGCUACUGUCGUUUGAACUUUGUUGAUUUCGGCUUCUCUGUUCUCGCCAACAUUAUUAAACUUGGUUUUCAACCUAACAUUGUCACCUUUACUACUCUCAUCAACGGCUUCGUUCAUACUCAUCACUUGGACAAAGCCGUUCAAUUGUUGGAUAAAGUUGUCAAGCUUGGCUACCAACCCACAUUAAUCACCUAUGGUUCUAUCUUCAAAGGUCUCUGUAGGUCCGGUGAUAAUGCCGGUGCUCUCAAACUCCUCAGAAAUAUGGAGUCUUAUGGCCAUUUUAUGCCUAAUGUUGUCAUUUACAACACCAUCAUUGAUAGUCUCUGUAAAGACCAGUUAUUACCUCAGGCUCUCCGCCUUUUCAAGGAGAUGAAAGUCAAGGGAAUUUCCCCUGAUGUUGUCACCUUUAAUACCUUAAUUCGAGGUAUGUGCACUUUGGGACAACAGAAAGAGGCUCAAGAUAUGCUGACUGAGAUGUUAAGGAAUAACAUAACUCCUGACAUACAGACCUACAACAUAUUUAUUGAUAUUUAUUGUAAAGAUGGCAAGGUUGGUGAAGCACGGGACAUUUUUUAUUUCAUGACUAGGAUAGGAUUGGUUCCAGAUAUCAUCACUUACAACGCUCUGUUAGACGGAUAUUGUUUACGUGGUGAGAUGGACGAGGCAGAAAAGCUUAUGGAUGUGAUGGUAAAAGAUGGUUGCAAACCUGAUGUAGUUACUUACAACAGCUUACUCAAUGGCUAUUGCAAAUCUAAAAACAUUGACAAAGCUCUUGGUCUGCUCCAAGAGAUGCAUUCUAACGGAUUAACCCCUGAUGUUAUCACGUACAGCACUCUUAUAGAUGCUUUGUGCAAAGACAAUCAAAUCAAGCUUGCACACCAGUUUUUUGAGGAUAUGAAAGCUCAUGGACUGAAACCAGAUAUAAUAGCUUGGAAUUCAUUCCUUGAUGGCAUGUGUAAGAAUGGACAAAUUGACGAGGCAAUUACAACAGUGAAGCAAAUGGGGAAUACUGGAGUGAUCCCUGAUAUUAUUACAUACAGUAUCCUAAUGGAUGGUUUCUGUGAAGCUAAUCGGCUUAGAGAAGCAGAGGAUAUAUUCUCUUUUCUCAUAACUAAAGGGCUGCAUAAUGUGCGUGCUUACACCAUAAUGAUAAAAGGGUUUUGUAAAGAAGGGUUGCUAGCAAAAGCCGAUGAAUUAUUGAAGAAUAUGGAGGACAAUAAAUGCUUUCCAAAUGAAUGCACCUUCAAUACAAUUAUAAGAGGAUUUAUAGAUGAAAAGGAUGUGAGGAGAGCUUUAGAGCUUGUCAGCUUAAUGAGAAACAAAGAGUUUGCUGCUGAUAAUCACACUAUAUCGUCAUUUGUGAGCUUACUUAAUGAUCCAAAUAUUGAUGAUGUAGACAAGGAAUUAUUGAAAAAGUUUUUGGAAAACUGAGCGAGCAAUGGUUAAAGCGGAGGUGGAAGGAGCAAUGAGUUAAGCAUAGAUGAUCAGCUGUGAAAGAGAUGUGAAAAUAGACAUUAUGAGUGAACAUUAUAAAUUGCUAAUCGGCUUAGAGAAGCGGUGGACAUCUUCUCCUUUCUCACAGCUAAAGGACUGCAUAAUGUGUGUGCUUACAACAUAAUGAUAAAAGGGUUUUGUAAAGAAGGGUUGCUAGCAAAAGCCGAUGAAUUACUGAAGAAUAUGGAGGACAAUGGAUGCUUUCCAGAUGAAUGCACCUUUAAUACACUUAUUAGAGGAUUUAUUGAUGGAAAGGACAUUAGGAGAGCAUUAGAGCUUGUCAGGUUGAUGAGAAUCAAAGAGUUUGUUGCUGAUAAUCACACAAUAUCAUCAUUUGUGGGCUUACUCGCUGAUCCAAAUAUCGGUGAUGCAGACAAAGAUUUGCUAAAAAGUUUUUGGAGAACUGAGUGAGCAAUAGUUAGGAUCAAAGGUGGAAGUAGCAAUGAAUAAAUUAUAUAUGAUCAGCUGUGACAGAGAUGUGUACACAGAUAUUGUGAGUGAGAUGUGGAUUAGUAAGUCUUAUAUUUAAUGUGUAACUUUUGAUUGAUUGUAGGAAAAAGCAUUAACAUCUGUGAUUUCGAACAUUUGAUUUUACUUCUUUUUGGGCUUGCUUUUACUUGAAUGGUGCUCAUGGAAGCAGAUGUGGAUUGACCUAUUGUAUCAAUUUGUGUGUGUUUACUUGGUA